This is a messenger RNA of Hyposmocoma kahamanoa, 830 nucleotides long. RefSeq lists its product as uncharacterized. The record is from RefSeq and is a predicted model, not a curated record. The coding region runs from base 141 to 830 and encodes 229 amino acids. The transcript is spliced from 2 exons. Lineage: Eukaryota; Metazoa; Arthropoda; Insecta; Lepidoptera; Cosmopterigidae.
GGUUUUUAAAAUAGUUAAUGUUACUGAAUAAAUUGUCUAAAAUCCCGUACACAUUGAAAUAUAUAGUGUUUACCAGAAUUUUACGAUCUCAGUAUAUAUUAUUUUAUGUCACUUUAAUAUAAAACUUAGCGCUAAUAAUAAUGGAGUCUUUCGAGAGAGCACACGUUGCUAAAACCAAAGAUUGUUCCCAAAAAGAGACUAAAUCGGGAGAAAACAAAAAAGAGCAACUGAGGCAAAUGCUAUAUGGGUACAAACAUAGCGAUAACAAGCUAAUUAAAGAAUCUGAAGACUUAAAAAUAGAUUUCGAAAACUCAAGUUCUGUGAGCGGAGUUUCCGAUCUCAACCUUACUAGUUCCAGCGUUGAAGGCGAUGAACCGCCAAAUUUAACGAAUAGUGAUCUUAAAGAUACAAGCCCAUUUAAUAGUAAGGACUUAAGUAGUCUAGAUGUAAAUUCAUCAGAAGUAGAACUAAAGGACAAGAAAGAGCGCGAAAGCUGCCAGAAAUUAAAUCCAAAAAAUGAACCAGAAGGCUCAGCUGAGGGUCGAAAUCGUCAAGUCAGUGCUGAGUCCCUGUCAGACUACAAUGAAGAGAUUGAGUCACCUCCUGAAGAUGCUGAUCUUCCAAAAUAUCCACAUUCAGCUUACGAUACCAUGUUUGAUUUUACAUCGGAAGAUUCUGACCCAAGGUCUGACGAUGACGAAUUUGACCCUGAUGGCUCAUUAGCUCAGAAAAUACUUGCAAGAUUAGAAGAGUCGAGAUAUUACAGGAAACAAGGUGAAAAGAGAAAACGUGAUCCAAUGAAAGCUCUGAAAGCAGUGAUUCAGAUCUAG